Molecule: messenger RNA, 1086 nt
Organism: Adineta ricciae
Lineage: Eukaryota; Metazoa; Rotifera; Eurotatoria; Adinetida; Adinetidae
Source: the annotation of a GenBank genome assembly
AUGGCUAAUGAUCUGAAACCUCAAUGUAUCACCUGUUUGAGUAAUACGGAUGUAACGACUUGCAAUGGCUGUCAGCAAACAUUUUGCGGAAAACACACGUUUGAACAUCGGCAGAAGUUAACUCAACAAUUGGAAAGUAUCACACAGGAGCAGAGUGUCUUGCAACGUGAUUUCGAAAGAUCGCUCAAGGAUCAUAAUUUAUUCCUUAAAAUUGAUCAAUGGGAAAAAGAAACGAUUGGCAAAGUUCAAACAGCAGCGGAAAAUGCUCGUAAACAACUUCGACACUUAAUUGAGAAAUCUAGAGAACCAUUAGUCAAAACAUGUCGUGACUUAGCAAUGACUCUGCGUUCGUCUCUCGAAGCAAACGAUUAUUCCGAAAACGAGUUGAAUCGGUGGAUGAAACAACUUAUGCAGUUAAAAGCAGAAAUUGCUGUACCUGUACAAGCCAAUAUCGUCGAAAAUGAAUGGUCGGUUAUCAAAUUAAUUUCCGUUAAAGACAUGAAUACAAUGAAAAACAUGCCCACAUUCAUUGCCCAAGAUCGUUUCUCCAAAGUUAUCGGCAGUGUCACGCUGAGUGACGAUGGACUUGUUGCUAAACAUACGAGCAAUGAUUGGAAUUACGAAUAUGUUCUUGGCGAACAACGUUAUUCUGAAGGUCGACAUACGAUCCUAUUCAGAAUCGAAGAAUGCGGUUUACCGUACAACAUAUUCUUCGGUUGCAUUUCCUCGGAAGUCGUUCAGAAACGCAUAUCGAUCAAUUCCACAUCUACAGCUGGAUGGUUCGGUUUCAAUCAAGUCUAUCAACAUGGCAUCCGAAACGGCAAUCCAAGUGCACACGGUUAUAAUAGUAAUGAAAUAUCAGUUAAUGAUAUCUUAUAUUUAACAUUUGAUUGUGAUAAGAGACAAAUUGAACUAUUUCAUGAAGAUACAACUAAACGACAUGUGAUCAGUGUGCAAACUGAACAUGCACCAUUACCAUGGCAGUUAUUAAUGAUGUUGACUGAUAAAGAUGAUUGUGUACGAAUUCUUUCGGCAUCUAAACUACAUUCGGGUGAUCAAAAUCAUGCGCGGUUGGUGAUGGAAUGA